AUGGUCUCCCACGCGCAAGGCCCAGAACAACAACAUCGCACACUUAGCCAUCGCGCCCCUUCAGUCGCUUCGUCUUCUCGGACCACUUCAAAUCGUCGGCACCGCAGCAGCCGCUCCCACAGUGGAGGUGGCACGUACAAGCCACAAAACGAAUUUCCAUACUUUGCGCAAACGGGCGAUGUCGAGAUAAUAAUAAACGCGGAUGGGCAAGAACGGAGGUACAUGUUACAUCGCUUGAUACUUAGUCAAAAUGCAGGCUUCUUCGAGGCUAGUACCAGCGAGGAGUGGGCGAAAGUGCAGCAGAAUGGAAUACCCACAACACAUGGGCUACGAAGUAUUGGCGAAGAUGGCGAUGUCGACGUUGAUGAAGGGCAAGCGACGAGACCAUUGAGAAAUGGAGAGAAGAUACAGUUAAGAUAUGAGCUGGAUUGGGGCAACAAGGAGGAAGAGGUGCCGAUGCUGGUUCAGAGGCAACCUCAAUCAACUUUAUUCGGCGGCCACACUUCAGUUCCACCAUCUCCGGUAGCCAACAAACCCUCAGCGCCAGCCACCGGCUUUCUACGCUCAAUGUCCAAUUUUUCCGCCCUCCAAUCCGCCUCUCAUCUUGCUAAACCGAACUCUCAAAGCAAUGCUGAUAGCGACACCAUUCGCGACUACGAUAACCUCUUCCGUAUCUUCUAUAAUUACUCUCCCUCUCUCGACGCCGUCAACAUUGCUGAGGCGUAUAUACAAUGCAAAUCUCUUCUCACGCUAGCCGACAUGUACGAUGCUCUUGACGUUGUUGGGCCGAGGAUAGACCACCAUCUGCUCCAAUUUCAGGGAAGACUCUGGAAGCAAAUCGCAAAGUACCCGCCUAGUUACCUCAGAAUUGGAUAUCUUUCCCGCUCUAAAGUCAUUUUUGCUGAAGCUCUUGUGCACGUGGUCGGACAAUGGCCUUCCGGCUCGAGUCAGUUGAAACACACCGUUCCCGAAGCCGUGAUCGAAGUGAUCGAAGACAAAGUUGAUGAAUUGGCGGAGCGAAAGAUGAAGGCCGAAGCAAGGCUCUUUCGAAUCAAUCUCACAACGCCGAAGGGCGAGCGGGUGUCGCCCAGUAAUGCCUACACAGACUGGCUUGCAUUGUCCUUGUUCAGACAAUGGUUGGCAGACAACACAGCACCUGCGCCCCCACCACCUACAUCCGACUCUAAUCGAAAUCGUCUGGCACCAACGUCGCCAAGUCCUGGCAGCUUAUACAGAAAGCUAGGGGCGGGAGGGUCAAGCUACCUUGGGCACGAUGAAUGCAAACGCUUCGUGCGUCUCAAGCCAGACGAGCAUAGCAGAGAGGUAUUAAAAAGAUUUGAGAAAAAAGUUGAUGAGAUCAAGGGGUUGGCGAGGGAAAUUAGACCGUUCGUCAACUUCUAUGGGCCUACGUUCAUUCUCUACGAGCUUUCCAGCCCGUUCCUCAAUUUCCACUGGUUCUUCGAUAAGCUUAAUAUGACUGGCUCGAAGCCGCAGUGGUAUAAUGGCAUCGUUCUCCUCGCGUCAUUCCUUGGCUGUCGGUUGCUCUGGGGUACUUACCAAUCGAUACGCGUGUAUCAAGACGUGUGGGCAGGCUUACACUUCGACGCUACGUCUCGCCUCGCAAAACAAGCUAGUGACCAAAUUUUUGAGCCCCUAGGAGAGGAUGAUGAGGUGAUGCGAUAUGCAGGGAACUAUGUGAUCCCGACGUGGCUGGCUUGUGUGUAUUUAGUCAGCAAUAUUGUGCUGAAUACGCUCAAUUUCUACUGGUUCGGCAAAAUGAUUGAGACGGUGAGGAAGAGAUUCAGAGAGCCGAGAGAUAAGAAGAAAGCGAAGGAAGAGGGCAUUAUGGUGGAGGGGCUGGUUGAUACGGAGAGGAUUGCUGACGCGGUUUGUGAAGGCGUGGAACAGAUCAUUGAGAAUGGGAAGGUAGACAAAGUUGAUGGGACAGGGAGUUAUGUCCAUGUACAGAGGAAGGAUGUGAGGAAGCGGAAGGGCUGA
Molecule: messenger RNA, 1998 nt
Organism: Bacidia gigantensis
Lineage: Eukaryota; Fungi; Ascomycota; Lecanoromycetes; Lecanorales; Ramalinaceae
Exons: 3
Coding region: 1-1998 (665 amino acids)
Cellular component (GO): membrane
Source: RefSeq, a predicted model, not a curated record